AUGAAUAUUAAUGACAAGGUCAACACGAUAGUAUCAUACCUAGCUCACAUUCGAAUAUAUCACGACACCAAUAGGGUCAGAGUGGAUGUCACUGAUGUAUUUAGGUUCUUCCCCAACCUCGUACCCAGCUAUGGAAAUAGAGGCGUAGGUAACACAUUGAUAUUCCUUAAAGGUACCAUUCCAAUCAUCUAUCGACAGAUCACCUACUAUAUACCAAUCGUGGUUUGGAUACCAGAGAACUUUCCACUGGCCCCACCAGUUAUCGUGUUGGACCCUACACCUGACAUGGAUAUAGUCAGGGGUCAUCCACAGGUUGGCGAUGGUGGUAUUUGUCUUCAUCAGUAUCUCACACAAUGGGUCUGGUCAUGCAACAUUGCACAGAGUAUCAAGAUACUAUGCGACACAUUUAGUGCCUAUCCACCUCUGAUCACUAAACAUGCUCAGCAGCCACAACAACAGCAACAACAACAAUCUCCACCUUUCUCUAAAACUGGUCAACCUCAAGCGAACCAAAGCUCACCCUCACCUGUGACUACCAGGAGGAACGAAACAGAGGAGGCACUCCAAAAAUGCACGGAGAAGCUUCAGGUACUUCUCUCCUCGUUCUACCACACCACAUCCAAAGAGAUUGAGAACUACAUUGCACACAAUGGCAGCCUGGAGGAAAGGACAGCAAGGAUAUCUCAAGAGGUUGAGGCCCUCAACAAGGAACUCUCAAACUGUGAGGUGAUGAUUAUCAAUGUCACCGAGAGGAAUGAUCAAUAUGAUAGGUGGCUUCUGGAGAACAAGAGAGACGACAAGGACGUCGACAUUGACAGUCUGUCCGAGCCAAGAGAGCCCAUAACACGACAGUUACUUCAAUUGGUGUCAGAGGACCAGACAAUAGAGGACACACUGUACUAUCUCGACAAGGCCCUUCAGAAGCAGAGGAUAUCCUUGGAGGAGUACCUAAAGAGUGUACGUUCCUUAAGCCGAGAGCAGUUCAUGAUCAGAGCAACAAUCAAAAAGGCACAACAGCAGCUCCAGUUCAACAUGUUUUAUACUGCCACUGUACAAUAA
This is a messenger RNA of Acytostelium subglobosum LB1, 1059 nucleotides long. RefSeq lists its product as hypothetical. Gene Ontology annotation, cellular component: ESCRT I complex. The transcript has 2 exons. The record is from RefSeq and is a predicted model, not a curated record. Bases 1 to 1059 code for a protein of 352 amino acids. Gene Ontology annotation, biological process: endosome to lysosome transport; protein transport; protein modification process. Lineage: Eukaryota; Evosea; Eumycetozoa; Acytosteliales; Acytosteliaceae. Gene Ontology annotation, molecular function: ubiquitin binding.